This is a messenger RNA of Talaromyces proteolyticus, 1401 nucleotides long. RefSeq lists its product as uncharacterized. Lineage: Eukaryota; Fungi; Ascomycota; Eurotiomycetes; Eurotiales; Trichocomaceae. Gene Ontology annotation, biological process: secondary metabolite biosynthetic process. Gene Ontology annotation, molecular function: monooxygenase activity; FAD binding. Bases 1 to 1401 code for a protein of 466 amino acids. The record is from RefSeq and is a predicted model, not a curated record. The transcript has 7 exons.
AUGGCUAAGAAUCAGAGCGCAACUGCUAACGCGUCAGUCUUCGAGACUCCCACGUAUCCCACUAACUGUCUCUACUUUUUGCAAGAUCAUAUGCAAGUCCGAAUUCCACCUUCACCGAAUAGGAAGAGCCAGCUCCUAGACAUUGUUAUCGUCGGCGCGGGCCUAGGAGGUUUAGCAACCGCCAUUGCUCUCGCACAAAGUGGUCAUCGUGUCAAGGUUUAUGAACAGGCAUCCGUUCUGGGUGAAGUUGGUGCAGGCAUCCAGAUUCCCUCAAAUUCUAUGCGGCUGCUGGCUGAACUCGGACUGGAGCCUUAUCUCAAAGACCAUGCAACUGAACCUAAAGCAAUUUAUUUCAGACGCUGGCAAAAUGGCAAGACAAUUGGGAUGACCAAGUUAAUCCCAGAGUUUCGCCAGACUUACAAUGCACCAUAUUAUGUCAUUCAUCGGGCCGACUUCCAUUCUGCUUUGCAUAAACGGGCUCUAGACGUGGGGGUUGAAAUCAAGCUAGGUUCCAGGGCAGUGAGUUACAACGCAGAUACUUCAACUAUCACAUUUGAAAAUGGAAGCGUUGUCACUGCAGAUCUUAUCGUGGCAGCGGAUGGCGUCAAAUCUUUGGCCCGUAAAGUAGUUUUAGGUGGUCAUGACAAGGUACCCCAGAAGACAGGCUUUGCAGCGUACCGAUCCACUGUUAAGGUUGAGCGAAUGCAACAAGAUCCUGAAUUGGACAGCUUACUCACGGAGCCUGCUCUCAAUAUCUGGGUUGGCGAUGGCCGCCAUGUGAUGACUUACAAGAUUGGCGCCGGCAAGACAUUCAACUUAGUUUUGUCCCAUCCUGAUAAUUCCGACCCUCGAGAGUGGGAUCAGUCAAAAGCUCUCGAUGAAAUGAGAGCAGAGUUUCGUGGUUGGGAUACCAAGUUGACCAAGGUUAUCAAUCUUAUUGACAAGACAAUUAAAUGGCCCCUCCUCAGCGGCUCCAAGCUGGAUCAGUGGGUAUCUGAAAGGUUAGUUUUGUUGGGAGAUGCGGCACAUGCGAUGGUUCCAUACAUGUCGCAAGGUGCUGCAAUGGCUGUGGAGGACGGCGUAGCACUGGCGCAUUCGUUAAGCAAAGUUCACGAUUCUCGUGAUAUUUCUAAGGCUCUUUCGAUUUACCAGAGUGUUCGUACCAUAAGAUCGUCGCAGAUGCAAGAGGCUAGUCUGCUUAAUGGACAGCUAUGGCAUUUUCCGGAUGGGCCACUGCAAGAAGCUCGAGACUUGGCAAUGUACCCAGAAACUGUGUCUCGUCCUUUUGUUCACAGCCCCAAUCAGUGGAGUGACCCGACAACUCAGCUCUGGUGUUAUGGAUAUGAUACGAAAAAGGCGGUCGAGGAGGAGUGGGAGAAGCGUAUAGCCAAUGGCUUCUAA